AGGUAUCCAUCCUUCUUCGGAGGAAGUGUUAUAGGUCUCCGUUUCCGACUGUUGAAGGGAACUGAAGAGAGAAAAGAUGGAUUCUUAUGCUGGGUUUUUCGUUGACGAAAAAGCCGUUCGUGUGGAGAACAUAUUCUUUGAGUUCCUCAAGAGUUUUAAGCUAGAUCCCACCUCGGCUGAGCCAUUCUAUGAAUCGGAGAUCGAAGCGAUGAAAUCGAAGGAAUCGACCACCAUGUUCAUUGAUUUCUCUCACGUAAUGCGCUUCAACAAUGUCCUUCAGAAGGCCAUAUCGGAUGAGUAUCUGAGAUUCGAGCCGUACCUGAGGAAUGCUUGCAAAAGGUUUGUGAUGGAGCAGAAGCCGACCUUAAUCGCUGAUGACAACCCCAACAAAGAUAUAAAUGUAGCCUUCUACAAUAUCCCUCUGCUCAAGAGAUUGAGGGAUUUGGCGACAGCUGAGAUCGGAAAAUUAGUUUCAGUGACGGGAGUGGUCACUCGUACGAGUGAGGUGAGACCGGAGCUUCUGCAAGGGACUUUCAAGUGCCUGAAGUGUGGAAUCGUAAUAAAGAAUGUUGAACAGCAAUUUAAAUAUACUGAGCCGACUGUCUGUACCAAUGCACACUGUAAGGAUCGAAUGUGGGCUUUGCUUCGUCAAGAGAGCAAAUUUGCAGAUUGGCAGAGGGUUCGAAUGCAAGAAACCACGAAAGAGAUACCACCUGGAUCCCUUCCUCGAUCUAUGGAUGUCAUCCUUCGUCAUGAAAUCGUGGAGCAGGCCAGAGCUGGCGAUACGGUAAUCUUUACAGGUACUGUUGUUGUGAUACCAGACAUAUUGGCAUUAGCAUCACCAGGGGAGAGAUCAGAAUGUCGAAGAGAAGCUUCCCAGCGUCAAAAUCCUGCUGCUGGCCAGGAUGGCGUUAGGGGCCUUAGGGCUUUGGGGGUGAGGGAUCUCUCCUAUCGCUUGGCCUUCAUUGCCAAUUCAGUACAGAUUUCUGAUGGUAGAAGGGACAGCGACAUUAGGAACAGAAAGAAGGAUAUUGGUGAUGAUGAUAACCAGCAGUUCAUGGCAGAUGAGUUGGAUGAAAUCCAAAGGAUGAGGAACACUCCCGAUUUCUUCAAUAAGCUUGUUGACAGUAUUGCUCCCACUGUUUUUGGUCACCAAGAAAUCAAACGGGCCAUCCUGCUUAUGCUCUUGGGUGGUGUCCAUAAGGUCACCCAUGAGGGUAUCAACCUGAGGGGGGACAUCAAUGUGUGUAUUGUUGGAGACCCAAGCUGUGCAAAGUCUCAGUUCCUCAAGUAUACUUCAAGUAUUGUUCCACGAUCUGUCUACACAUCUGGAAAAUCCUCCUCUGCUGCAGGUUUGACAGCAACUGUGGCCAAGGAACCAGAAACUGGAGAAUUCUGUAUUGAGGCUGGUGCUCUAAUGCUUGCUGAUAAUGGCAUAUGUUGCAUUGAUGAAUUUGAUAAGAUGGAAAUCAGGGAUCAGGUUGCUAUUCAUGAAGCCAUGGAACAGCAGACUAUAAGCAUCACGAAAGCAGGAAUUCAGGCAACACUGAAUGCUCGAACAUCAAUUUUAGCUGCUGCCAACCCUACUGGUGGGCGCUAUGAUAAAUCAAAGCCUCUCAAGUACAAUGUGGCCCUCCCUCCUGCUAUCCUUUCUAGGUUUGAUUUGGUGUAUGUUAUGAUCGAUGAGCCAGACGAUCAAACAGAUUACCACAUUGCCCACCAUAUUGUGAGAGUUCAUCAGAAGCAUGAAGAUGCACUUACUCCUGCAUUCACUACUGCUCAACUGAAGCGUUAUAUUGCUUAUGCAAAGACUCUUAAGCCAAAGUUAAGCUCAGAAGCCAGGAAACUGCUAGUGGAUUCCUAUGUUACUCUUCGUAGAGGUGAUAUAGUUCCAGGGAGUAGAGUUGCUUAUCGCAUGACAGUUAGGCAACUGGAGGCUUUGGUCAGGCUGUCAGAAGCUAUUGCUCGAAGUCACUUGGAACUUCAGGUGGAACCACGCCAUGUUCGUGUGGCUGUGAGGCUGCUAAAAACAUCCAUAAUAAGUGUUGAGUCGAGUGAGAUUGAUCUUUCUGAUUUUCAAGAUGAAAUUCAUAUUGGUGGUGAUGAUGGUGAUGGCCAUGAUGAUGGUAAUGGAGGUCCUCAACAAGAUGGUGCUCAGCCAAGUACAACUGCAGCAGAACCAGUUUCUGGAAAUGGAGAAAGUGGCAUAGGAACCGGAAGUCGUCAAGGAAAGAAACUAGUUAUUAGUGACGAAUACUUUCAAAGGGUUACCCAAGCUCUUGUUAUGCGGCUUAGACAACAUGAAGAGUCUGUAAUGCAAGAUGGGACUGGAUUGGUGGGUAUGAGGCAGAAAGAUUUGAUUCAGUGGUAUGUGAGUCAACAAAAUGAAAAGAACAACUACAGUUCUAUGGAGGAGGUGAAGAGUGAGGUAGCUAAAAUUAAAGCUAUUAUAGAGAGCUUGAUACGGAGGGAAGGCCACCUGAUAGUUGUAGAUGAUGGUAGACAAGCGACUGCAGAGGGUGACGAACCAAGGGAAUCCUCAUCUUCUAGAAAUGACAGGAUUUUAGCUGUUGCUCCAAAUUAUGUCAUUGAUUAAUGCAAUGUGGUCCAUCAUUAGCUGGACUACUUGUAUGUCUGACAAAUUAAUCAUAAUAGCAUUCAUCCAUAAUUGGUGUGAGAUCCACAGAGCUGUGCAUGUGAUUUGAUUCCAUAACCAGCCAUAUGAGAUCAUGGAUAGGUCUUCGUAAAGUCUAAUCGGUAUAAUCCUUUCAUUGUCUGAAUGGAAUCAUGGUGACUUGAUGUCAAAAGCAGCUCUUAAACUUGUUCAAGUCAA
This is a messenger RNA of Telopea speciosissima, 2833 nucleotides long. Its product is annotated as DNA replication licensing factor MCM6. The transcript has 18 exons. Gene Ontology annotation, cellular component: nucleus; MCM complex. Gene Ontology annotation, biological process: double-strand break repair via break-induced replication; mitotic DNA replication; DNA replication initiation. Gene Ontology annotation, molecular function: single-stranded 3'-5' DNA helicase activity; single-stranded DNA binding; ATP binding. NCBI's taxonomy places the organism in Eukaryota, Viridiplantae, Streptophyta, Magnoliopsida, Proteales, Proteaceae. The record is from RefSeq and is a predicted model, not a curated record. The coding region runs from base 77 to 2596 and encodes 839 amino acids.